AAAAGCCAUAUUAUAACAAACAGUCGGUGUGCGUUCCCACACAACACGUCUUCUCCACUCUCUGUUUCUUCUUCUUCUUCUUCUUCAUCUCCUCCAUGUCCAAACCUUCCCAUCCCACUCUCUCCUGCACCUCCAUUUUCUCUCUCCUCUAGGGUUUUGCCAACCUCCCCUCUAUUCAUGUUUGCGGUUCCCAAAAACCCACUGAACCCAUGUACUAAAGCCUCGACCUUUUCCAUCCAUGGCUAACGAAUUCACUGCUUAGCCAUAAUUUUAGGCACUUUUUUCCAAUACCCACUUCGAUUUUCUGCGAAAUCUCUGUGUUUUCAGAGACAGAGAUCUCUCUGUUUGUAUACUGGGAUUUGCUCAUACCGCAUAUAUAAAUAUAUUGACGUAUACAAAAUUAUAGUCUGAGAUAGUUUUUAGAGAGAGAAAGAGAUGGCGAAAGAGAAUUUCUCAGCUCAGAAAAGGAGCGGAGGAGGAGUUGGGUUGCCGACGAGUACUGCCGCUCCGGCCGCCAAUGGAAGAGCUCGAGCAUUCGCGUCUUUACCUCGUGGCCGUCAGAUCCAGAAGACCUUCAAUAACAUCAAGAUAACCAUUCUUUGCGGCUUCGUCACAAUCCUCGUCCUUCGUGGAACCAUCGGUGUCGGAAACCUGGGAAGCUCCGACGCCGACGCUGUCAACCAGAACAUAAUCGAAGAGACCAAUCGGAUCCUCGCGGAGAUCCGAUCCGACGGUGACCCGAACGAUCCGGAUGAGCUUACCGAGACCGAGAUCAACCCCAACAUAACGUUCACUCUCGGACCCAAAAUCACCAACUGGGAUCGAGAGCGAAAAGCCUGGCUCGAUUCCAACCCGGAGUUCCCGAAUUUCAUCAACGGUAAAGCUCGAAUCUUGCUUGUUACUGGGUCUCCUCCUAAGCCUUGUGAUAACCCAAUUGGGGAUCAUUAUUUAUUGAAAGCGAUUAAGAACAAGAUUGAUUACUGUAGGCUUCAUGGGAUUGAGAUUGUUUACAAUUUGGCUCAUUUGGAUAAGGAACUUGCUGGGUAUUGGGCAAAAUUGCCAUUGAUUAGGAGAUUGAUGCUGUCUCAUCCUGAAGUGGAGUGGAUUUGGUGGAUGGAUAGUGAUGCAUUGUUUACUGACAUGGUGUUUGAGAUCCCUCUAUCAAAGUAUAACAAUUACAAUUUGGUGGUUCAUGGGUAUCCUGAUUUGAUGUUUGAACAGAAAUCUUGGAUUGCUUUGAAUACAGGUAGUUUCUUGUUUAGGAAUUGCCAGUGGUCUUUGGAUUUGUUGGAUGCUUGGGCUCCAAUGGGUCCUAAAGGUCCUAUUAGGGAAGAGGCAGGGAGAAUUUUGACUGCAAAUUUGAAGGGAAGGCCAGCAUUUGAGGCAGAUGAUCAAUCUGCUUUGAUCUACUUGUUGCUCUCACAGAAAGAUCAAUGGAUGGAUAAGGUGUUCCUUGAGAAUUCUUACUAUUUGCAUGGUUACUGGGCUGGGUUGGUGGAUCGGUAUGAAGAAAUGUUAGAGAAGUAUCAUCCAGGAUUGGGUGAUGAGAGGUGGCCGUUUGUGACCCAUUUUGUGGGAUGCAAACCUUGUGGGAGCUAUGGAGAUUACCCUGUUGAAAGAUGCUUGAGCAGCAUGGAGAGGGCUUUCAAUUUUGCAGAUAACCAAGUCCUUAAGCUGUAUGGGUUUAGGCACAGGGGCUUGUUGAGUCCAAAGAUCAGGAGGAUCAGGAAUGAAACAGUCACUCCUUUAGAGGUUGUUGAUCAGUUUGAUAUUCGAAGGCAUCCGGUACAAGGUAGCACUGGAUCACGGAGCUAGUGUGUAAUACGUCUUUCAUUGUGUGAUAAUUUGGUAGGUAAUGAUGUAAUUUCAUCAGUUAAAGCAGAUUUAAAAAAAAAAAAAAAAACAAAGAAAACUCGAUAACAGUUCACUUUUACGUAAGUUUUGUUUGUUCUGUUGUCUUUUGUACUGCUUUUGAGAUCUCAACAUAGUAGAAUUCUUUCAUAUAUUAA
Messenger RNA from Ziziphus jujuba (common jujube), 2009 nucleotides. RefSeq names its product probable xyloglucan 6-xylosyltransferase 5. Gene Ontology annotation, molecular function: hexosyltransferase activity. Gene Ontology annotation, biological process: xyloglucan biosynthetic process. Gene Ontology annotation, cellular component: trans-Golgi network; endosome; membrane. NCBI's taxonomy places the organism in Eukaryota, Viridiplantae, Streptophyta, Magnoliopsida, Rosales, Rhamnaceae. The coding region runs from base 436 to 1815 and encodes 459 amino acids. The record is from RefSeq and is a predicted model, not a curated record. The transcript has a single exon.